AGGUCCUUGAAGGCAGCAUCAGUCCCAGCGUGUGCGGCGCAGCAGAGAGAACCAUGGCGGCCUGUGCCCUACGACGAGGCUUGCUGAGCAGCGUUAGCAAAUACAGCAGGAAACACACUCACAGAAUACUGAGUGUCAGUGACACCAGCAGCGGGCUUGAGGCGUACAAACCACGGUUACAAUGCCGAGCCUGCGGGCUGCUCAGCGGGGCUCAGCAGCGGAGGUUUAUGUCGUCACGGCCUGAAGGGAAGAUUUUGGAGACUGUUGGAGUGUUUGAGGCUGUGAAGCAGCAUGGCAAAUAUGAAACAGGCCAGCUGUUUCUCCACAGUGUGUUUGGCUACAGAGGCAUUGUCUUGUUUCCUUGGCAUGCCCGCCUCUACGAUCGAGACAUCACCCCGCCUGUGUCUGACAGCAAACCUGAGCCCCCCGGAGCCCACGGCUCCAAGGAGGUGAAGGGGAAGACUCACACCUACUACCAGGUCCUCAUCGACACCAGAGACUGUCCACACAUAUCUCAGAGGUCUCAGACAGAAGCAGUCACGUUUCUGGCCAACCAUGAUGACAGCAGGGCCCUGUACGCCAUCCCAGGUUUGGACUACGUGAGUCAUGAAGACAUCCUGCCCUAUAACUCCACUGAGCAGGUCCCGAUCCAGCACGAACUGUUCGAGCGCUUCCUCAUGUACAACCCUACAAAAUCUCCUCCGUUCACAGCCAGAGACACUCUGAAGGCGUGGCAGGAGAAGAACCACCCCUGGCUGGAGCUGUCGGACGUCCACAGAGAGACCACGGAGAACAUUCGAGUCACGGUUAUCCCCUUCUAUAUGGGAAUGAGGGAGGCCCAGAACUCCCAUGUUUACUGGUGGCGCUACUGCAUUCGUCUGGAGAACUUGGGUAAUGAGGUGGUUCAGCUGAGAGAGAGGCACUGGAGGAUCUUCAGCCUGUCUGGGACCUUGGAGACGGUCCGAGGGCGAGGCGUGGUAGGCAGGGUAAAGCAAGCGCACAUCAGCACAACAUCCUAA
Messenger RNA from Nematolebias whitei (Rio pearlfish), 1019 nucleotides. It is a transcript of the gene poldip2, whose product is annotated as polymerase (DNA-directed), delta interacting protein 2. Gene Ontology annotation, biological process: error-free translesion synthesis. The record is from RefSeq and is a predicted model, not a curated record. Gene Ontology annotation, molecular function: DNA binding. Bases 54 to 1019 code for a protein of 321 amino acids. Lineage: Eukaryota; Metazoa; Chordata; Actinopteri; Cyprinodontiformes; Rivulidae. Gene Ontology annotation, cellular component: mitochondrial nucleoid; nucleus. The transcript has 9 exons.